Molecule: messenger RNA, 2710 nt
Organism: Leptopilina heterotoma
Lineage: Eukaryota; Metazoa; Arthropoda; Insecta; Hymenoptera; Figitidae
Product: transmembrane protein 62-like
Exons: 13
Coding region: 322-2337 (671 amino acids)
Molecular function (GO): hydrolase activity
Source: RefSeq, a predicted model, not a curated record
GGGGCAAAAUUGAACCAUGCGCAGAAAAACAUGUAUGGAAAUGUUGCACUGUCUUCAACUUUAACUACUUUAAUUCAAUUUUCAACAUAAAAAUAAUCAUUAUUCUUUGAAAUCUACAUUAUUAGACCAAAAAAGUGAAAAUGAAAUUUCAAUUCGUCAUGCACACAAAUAAUGUUAUUUUCUAAUUCGAGUAAAAUUUAACUUUGUACAUCGUACAAAAACAAAGAUCUAGUCAUUUUAUUUUCAUUAAAAUGUUUGUAUUUUUUCAAGUGAAAUUAAAUUUUUUGACGUAAAAAUAACUCGUAUAAUAAUCUGAGUGUUAUGGAAAUGAAAACUUCGAAGUCGGCUGUGCUUGUUUUAAUGUUUAUACUGAUGCUAUCAAUACUUGUCGCUAAUGUUGUAAAUUUGAUAAAUGUUGAUUCCAGUAUAGUAAACAGUGAGUCUUUCCAAAAAACAACAGAUUCUAUUGAUCAACAUUCAUAUCAAGCAAAAAAAUAUGAAAUUGGACAUUCAUUUGAAAGUCUUAUGUGGUUUUUACAGAUCUCUGACAUCCACAUAAGUAUAUUUCGUGAUCCCUCUAGAAUAAUAGAACUGAAAGAAUUUUGCGAUGAAACGAUUGAUGCAAUCAAACCAAUAGUUGUUCUUGCCUCUGGCGAUUUGACUGAUGCUAAGACCAGCGAUAAAAUGGGUUCAAGACAAAUAUUGGAGGAAUGGCAGCAUUAUAAAAGAGUUUUAGAAGAAAGUCACGUUGUCAACAGAACAGUUUGGCUAGAUGUCAGAGGCAAUCAUGACAAUUUCAACGUUAUGAAUAUUAAAUCGAAAGAAAAUUAUUUUGCCAACUAUUCAAUUCAAGGCAAAAAAUAUCCACGUUCUUAUAUGCAUCAAGUUUUAGUGGGAGGUGAAAUUUACUCUUUUAUUGCUAUCGAUGCGUGUUUGCAACCAGGACCUAGGCGACCAUUUAAUUUUGUUGGCGCUUUAAAUGAAAAGGAAGUAGAAAAAAUUCAUCGCCUGGUUCAAACUUCGAGGGCAAACAAUGGAGAUUAUAUUAUUUGGUUUGGGCAUUAUCCAACGUCGUGUAUUUUAGCGCAAUGUGAAGGUGGCGUUAGAAGCAUUCUAGGUAGGUAUAGAGAAGGUUUGGCAUAUCUUUGCGGACAUUAUCAUAUGUUUGGAGGUGUUGUACCUAACAUGUAUACGAUGCAACACGCGGGCUUCUUAGAAUUAGAAUUGGCAGAUUGGAAAGACAAUAGAAUGUAUCGACUUGGGGCAGUAGAUCACGGUCAAUUCUCCUUUGUUGAUGUAAAUCAUCGAGAAUGGCCUGUAGCGCUAAUUACUAAUCCAAAACAUGCCAUGUUUGCCAUGCCUCAAAAAGAGAAUCUACAAUCUAUUGUUCAAUCUUCGCACAUUAGGGUAUUGGCAUUUUCAUUAGCUCCUAUUACGAAAGUUGAAGUGAAAGUAAAUAAUGAUUUAUGGCUUCAAUGUAGAAAUGUAAAGGGGCCUCUUUUUGUAACGAGAUGGAAUACAUCCAAUUAUCUAAUCGGAGUUCAUAAUAUUCAAGUUCGAGUUGCAGAUAGUGAUGGCAGAGAAAGAACUGUAACACAAUCAUUUUCCUUAGAUGGCACCAGACUAUCAUUCAGCGUUCUUCCACGAUUAAUUCUCAUGUCCAAUGUCAGCCAUAUUUUCCAGUUCCUUUUUGGAAGUACUCUAUUGUUAUUAAUUAUUCCCCUAUGCAUACUGCGAUUCAUGCACAUGCUUUAUCAAGAAAAAUACAGAGAACCUCCUAGAUUACGCAUUCGGAUUUUCCAAAAACUAGUCAGAAAAUUGUGGAUAUUAUCUAGUAUUGACAGACUUUUCUUCCCAUUAAUUUUUUAUGAAGUCUAUCUGGCUAUUGGACCCUGGAUUAUUGGUGAAGUGAUCGAGGAUAAUGUGGGCGUAGUAUUUGCGUGGGGUACAUUUGUUGGUAACAAGUACUUACCUGGAUCAUUUACUUAUGCAUAUGGGUUCUUCCAAUUGUUUUCAUUUCAUCUUCCACUUAAUCUUGUCUUGGCACAUCGAAUCGAUAAAAGAUUGCAAUAUAUCAGAAAACCUUCUGCAAAACGAUUUUCCAUUAUUCAAAUAAUAUCGCAGCAUUUAUUCUUCGUGAUGUUAAUAUUAAUGCAAGCAGGUAUGGCAUAUUUCUUUUGGUUAGCAUACGGAACAUUAGCAACGAUACUUUGUCCAUUAAGAACUUGGAGUUUAAUUUUUGCCUGCAUUUUGUGGCAUCAAGUUCACAGAAUGCCAAAAAGAUGCAUGAGGUCAGCAGCAAAGUUAUGGUACAAACAAAUUGUUCAUCUACUAUAAUAAACUUUAAUGAAAUUAUACAAUGAUGAAACUUUGAGGAAAUGUAUUUGCAAUUUUUACAAUCAGACAACUACAAAUUGCACUUCUACCAUUUCCAUAUUUAACUAAUUCUAUGUACGAGAAAGAAAUGAGUCUUUUUUAAAUGAAGAAAAAGUAAAAAAUAAGAUCUGCAUAAAGAAGUACUUUUUUCUUCAUUUUUAUUUUUUUAUGUAUAUAUCGAUUAAUUCUAAUUUCGCAUAGUGUAAAUACGAAACUACGGGACAUUCAUAAAAAGAUUUCAAAGAAAUAAAAUUGUAUAGCCACUGAUUCAGUGUUAUGUACCAAAUCCGUUUGUCUGGCUAAGAUUAUGAGACAAUAUAAAUUUGACUCAAAA